GGUUAGGCCAACUUACCCGGUCGAACCAUUCUACUCUCUGUCCGUUAUUAAGCAACGAAGAACGAACUAUCAGCCAAGCAAUAGAACUCCCAGUCCCACGGCUCUAUCGGCUAACGGCCUAAUGCAAUGACCUCUCUUGUGCUACCCCAAGAUCCGCCGCCCUCUCUUGGAUUGCCGAGAACCCAGCGGCCCACCUUCCAUUGCGUCGAAUUCUGCUCAACCAUGGCUCAGCUGAAGCAAUUUCACUCUCAAAUCAUCCGACUCGGCCUUUCGACGGACAAUGAUGCCAUGGGCCGAAUAAUCAAGUUUUGUGCGAUCUCUGAAUCAGGGGACUUGAAUUACGCCCUGAAAGUGUUCGAUAAGCUUCCCCACCCAGAUGCCUUCAUUUACAAUACCAUUAUUAGAGGUUACUUGGAAGCUCAACUAACAAGAAAUUGCAUUUUCUUCUAUUUCCGUAUGUUACAAGAUUCCGUGGCGCCCAACCGGUUCACCUUUCCAUCAAUCCUCAGAGCUUGCUGCAUGGAUAAUGCGACAGAAGAAGGAAAACAAAUUCAUGCCCAUGUUUUGAAAUUCGGGUUUGGGGAGGAUCUCGUCUCUCAGAACAAUCUAAUUCAUAUGUACGCGAAUUUUGGGCGUCUGGGAGAAGCACAAAGAGUUUUUGAUAAGAUUCAUCAACCGGAUGUUGUCUCUUGGAUAACUUUAAUUACCGGGUAUUCUCGACUGGGAUUUGUUGACCAGGCUUAUAAAGUUUUCAGCUUGAUGCCUGAGAGGAAUUCUGUGUCUUGGAAUGCCAUGAUUGCCGCUUACGUUCAAAGUAACCGUUUCCAUGAGGCAUUUGCUGUGUUUGAUAGGAUGCGAGCAGAGAAAGUGGAAUUGGAUAAGUUUGUGGCGGCAAGCAUGUUAUCGGCUUGCACAGGUCUAGGAGCUCUUGAGCGAGGAGAAUGGAUACAUGGGUAUAUUGAAAGCAGAGGGAUUGAAAUGGAUUCAAAGCUUGCUACAACAGUCAUUGACAUGUAUUGCAAAUGUGGUUUCUUGGAGAAGGCAAUCGAAGUCUUCGGUGGAUUGUCCCAGAGAGGUAUUUCUUCAUGGAAUUGCAUGAUUGGAGGCCUAGCAAUGCAUGGGCAAGGAGAGGCUGCAAUUCAACUAUUUAAGGAAAUGGAGAAGGAGGUCGUAGCCCCAGAUAACAUCACUUUUGUCAAUCUUCUUAGUGCAUGUGCCCAUGCUGGUUUGGUCAAAGAAGGACGCUAUUACUUCCGUUACAUGACCGAAGUUUAUGGUAUUGAGCCCAAGAUGGAGCAUUUUGGGUGCAUAGUAGAUCUUCUUGGUAGAGCAGGUCUGUUAGAGGAAGCAAGAAAUCUUAUAGAUGAGAUGCCUAUGAGUCCUGAUGCAGGUGUCUUGGGAGCCCUUCUUGGAGCCUGCAGGAUUCACCGAGAAAUUGAGCUGGGAGAGAAAAUAGGGAAACAAGUUAUUGAACUGGAGCCUCAUAAUAGUGGACGCUAUGUGUUGUUAGCUAACCUAUAUGCAGAAGCUGGUAGAUGGGAUGAUGUUGCUACUGUUAGAAGGUUGAUGAAUGAUAGGGGUGUGAAGAAGGUCCCUGGCUUUUCAGUGAUUGAAAUGGAUGGCGUUGUCAAUGAGUUCAUUGCUGGAGGCAGGGGUCAUCCCCAGGCUAAAGAAAUCUAUGACAAAGUAGAUCAGAUGCUGGAAAGCAUAAGGCCUGCAGGCUACUUGCCUGACACUGAUGGAGUAUUGCAUGAUAUUGAGGAGGAGGAGAAAGAACAUCCAUUGUACUACCACAGUGAGAAGCUUGCAAUUGCCUUUGGUUUGCUGAAAACCAAACCUGGAGUAACAAUCCGUAUCUCAAAAAAUUUGCGGGUUUGUAAAGAUUGCCACAAUGCAACUAAAUUCAUUUCAAAGGUUUUUAAUCGUGAAAUAUUUGUGAGGGAUAGGAACCGUUUCCAUCAUUUCAGAAAUGGUGAAUGUUCCUGCAAUGAUUACUGGUGACAAUGGGAGUAAUCUACGAAGAGAGCUUUUACUCAUUUGAGGAAGACAGUGAUGCUUAAGGAGUUGCCAAGAGAGAAGCAUGCUUUUUUAGAGCAACUGUACCGAACAUUUGGUCUAGAUUAUUUGUAUUUGGCAUGCAAAAGUGUGGUAUACUUGCUCCAUUGUGACAGUAUAGCAUAUUAUCUAGGUGGAACAUGUACAUGGGAGCGGGUUCAAUUCCACAAAUUUGUAGCCUUGUAUUGGAGAUUUAAUUCUCCUCAACAAGUCGACAUUGUAUAUAUCACCAGGCUAUAACUGGCAUUAUAUAUAUAUAAUGACAAUUGGAUGGAAGAAAGAAAGUAGCACAUCAAACAGGUGGUUAUUAUUAGCAUUAUUAUUAUUCACAUCAAGAUGAUGCUAGUCU
Nelumbo nucifera (sacred lotus) is the source of this 2404-nucleotide messenger RNA. Lineage: Eukaryota; Viridiplantae; Streptophyta; Magnoliopsida; Proteales; Nelumbonaceae. The record is from RefSeq and is a predicted model, not a curated record.